This is a messenger RNA of Sciurus carolinensis (gray squirrel), 3073 nucleotides long. It is a transcript of the gene Pwwp2b, whose product is annotated as PWWP domain containing 2B. The record is from RefSeq and is a predicted model, not a curated record. Gene Ontology annotation, cellular component: nucleoplasm; nucleus. Bases 518 to 2260 code for a protein of 580 amino acids. The transcript has 5 exons. Lineage: Eukaryota; Metazoa; Chordata; Mammalia; Rodentia; Sciuridae.
UCCAGUUGUGGCUUGCCCUGCCUCCCGCAGCCGAGGGGCCCUGGGAGGCCUCUGAGCUCCAGCAGGUCCGCGCAGCCUGUCCUGCCUCCUGCAGGGCCUUCCUGCUCCUGUUGUGCUCUGGCCCUGCAGUUGGCUGUCUGGUCGGCAGGAAAGCAGAAAGAUUGCGGGUGUUUUCGAGCCGCCCCCAGUGGGCAUGCCAAGGCGGGGCCUUGGCGUUGGAGCCAGGCCAUCCUGGGGCUGCAGCUCCUGGCAACGUGCUUGGUGACGGUGUCCGCAGGCUCCGCUCGGCUUUGCCACCCCACGUUUACCCACCCCUGCAUGCAGCAGGCGGCAGGAUGGCCUCCCCACAGAGGCUGGGGGCAAGUUCCAGGGCAGACAGUGGGGAGAGGAGCAGUGGCGGCCACUGAGGUCACUGUCUUCAGAGUUGCUUCUGGGUUCCGGCAGUUUCUGCAUGGAGGCUUUGGCUGGCCCUGCCUGGGCUCCCACCCUGAUGCCACCUGAGGGGACAGUGCUGUGAAUGGGCAGACUCCCAGAUCAUGUGAGCUGGGGGACCCCCUGCCCCAGCUGCUGUGCAGAUAGCAGGUCCGGCCUCUUUGGGCUGCCCCCGCUGGCUCCACUCUGCCUGGCUGACAGUGCCCCUGCCCUCAGCUGCCAUGGCCGGGCCCCCGAGGAGAGGGACGGAGAGGUGACGCCGCUGGGCUGGGGCUCCCCACCUCCUCCCUGCAGGGACCAGCCCCCUGAGGACCAGCCCCCCAGGACAUCCGGCCCUGAGCCGCCCCCGCCCCUCGUGCCGCCGCUGCCCGCCGGGAGCCUGCCCCCCUACCCACCCUACUUUGAAGGCGCCCCCUUCCCCCACCCGCUCUGGCUCAGGAACACCUACCAGCAGUGGGUGCCACAGCCUCCGCCCAGGACCAUCAAGCGGACCCGGCGGCGUCUGUCCCGUAACCGCGACCCGGGCCGGCUCAUCCUGAGCACCAUCCGCCUGCGGCCUCGCCAGGUGCUCUGCGAGAAGUGCAAGAGCACCGUGAGUCCCCAGGAGGCCAGCCCUGGACCCCCUGCUGCCCCCAGGGCCCGCCGCAGGCUGGGCAGCGGCCCAGACAGGGAGCACCCCAAGCCCGAGGAGCCGGAGGAUGGCGACCCCGCGGCUGUGGCCACCGCGAGGAGGAGCAAGAGGGAGCGGCGGGAGGAGGAGAGGACGCCAGGGGAGCAGGUCCCACGCAGCCCCGUCAUCAAGAUCUCCUACAGCACCCCGCAGGGCAAGGGCGAGGUGGUCAAGAUCCCCUCCCGCGUGCACGGCUCCCUGGAGCCCUUCUGCCCACCGCAGGCCCCGCAGGACGGCAGCCAGGACCCUGCAGCACCGCGGGACGAGCCCAGGGGCGGCGGGGACCGGCCGCUGGGGGGGCCCUCGGCCGCCAUUCCCAAGCUAAAGCUGACGCGGCCCGUGCCUGCUGGCUUGGACCUGCCACCCCCCAAGAUCCGCCUGAAGCCCCACCGCGCAGGGGACGGCGAGAGUGAGCCCCUGUACAGGGCCGAGCUGGUGGGGGAGCUGAACGGCUGCCAGCCGGGGCCCCGGGCCAGCCCCGCCGCCCUCCCUGCAGACGGCUCUGCCCAGGGGCUGGGGGACUUGUCUUCCGGAAGUUCCGGCGAGGACGACGACUUCAAGAGGGGUCCUCAAGGAAAACAGGGGCGCGCGGGCCUGGCUCUCCUCGUCAGCUGCCCCGAGGGCAGGGCAGACUGCCCCAGCGAGUCUGCGUGCAGCAGUGACAGCCUGGACGAGUCCAAGUCCUCCAGCUCCGAGGCCACGUCUGCGGACACGGGGGACCUCUCGUCCGGGGAUGGAGCGGCUGGGCCUGCCUGCUCCAGGGACGCUCGCCAGACAGUCCCACCCCUCACCGUCAGGCUGCACACCCAGAGCGUCUCCAAGUGCGUCACCGAAGACGGAAGGACAGUGGCCGUGGGGGACGUCGUGUGGGGUAAGGUUCAUGGUUUUCCUUGGUGGCCAGCGCGUGUUCUUGACAUCAGCCUUGGCCAGAAGGAGGACGGAGAGCCCUCUUGGCAAGAAGCGAAAGUCUCAUGGUUUGGGUCUCCGACUACGUCGUUCUUGUCUAUUUCAAAGCUCUCCCCUUUCUCUGAAUUUUUCAAACUGAGAUUUAACCGUAAGAAGAAGGGGAUGUAUCGGAAAGCUAUAACCGAGGCUGCGAAUGCCGCGAGACACGUGGCCCCAGAGAUCAGGGAGCUCUUGACCCAGUUUGAGACGUAACUCUGGCCCCCUGACCAGGUCGGCGACGGUGAGGGCACGGCUGUUAUCCUGGAGCUCCUGACUGCCGUCCGAGGGACCCCAUGUGCCUUCUGGCCGGCUGUGUGUGGAAGCACUCUGGGCACAGUGGUCAGCUGGUGCAAAGCCCCCAGAGCAGCAGGUGUGUCCAGGGAGGGGACAGGCCAAGGGCACAGCGGCUCCUCUCAGCUGAAUGUGUCCAAGCCCAUGGCUCAGGCCACGGCGUUCCCGGCGGGAAGUAACCAGGAACUCAGUGACAUGCUUGCUGCUUUCUGUGUUGGGUGCAGGCAGCCGCCAGGCUCAGGCAUCGCCACACAGGAGCAGGGCCUGCCUCCCUGGCCAGUCCAGCCACUGGCGUGGGCAGCCAUGCCCAGCCACGGAGUGCCCUCCAGGCAUGUCUGUCCUGGCUGCUCAGCUUGGGCUGCCCCGAAGGCUGGAGGAAAACCAAACUGCACGUGUGGGUGUCCUUCCCCAGCCCUUGGGUGCAGAAUUGUAGGGCACCCGAGAGCCGGGGACCUGCCCAGUCUCCCCCACGUCCUCCCAGAGCAUGGGGCCACCUGCAAGGCCACCCUGUCCUGGAGAUGCUGCUUCCAGCUGCCAGCGCGGUGAGGAGGAGGUGAGGGGCAGGCCUCGCAAAGGCGCUGCCGUUGAGAGGAGAGCAUUCCCUCCCCGUCACUUUAAAGACCAAAAGGAAAAAGAAAGAAAAGGAAAAGAGAAAACCCGUCUUCUGCUCUUUCUUUGUUUAAAUGUAAAAAGAAUAAAGUCUGUGUCGAGGUUCUGCCUGAGCCCGAGGUUGCC